This is a messenger RNA of Gadus macrocephalus (Pacific cod), 1191 nucleotides long. RefSeq names its product retinol binding protein 7a, cellular (gene rbp7a). Gene Ontology annotation, biological process: fatty acid transport. The record is from RefSeq and is a predicted model, not a curated record. Gene Ontology annotation, cellular component: nucleus; cytosol. Lineage: Eukaryota; Metazoa; Chordata; Actinopteri; Gadiformes; Gadidae. Gene Ontology annotation, molecular function: fatty acid binding. The coding region runs from base 445 to 885 and encodes 146 amino acids. The transcript has 4 exons.
AAAGAGCAAACCUGUUGAUUUGAUCACUGUGACGGUUCUUGAUGGACUGAUGCCCAACCAGGCCUCGCCCUCUCCAGGGUGGCGGUGGGAGUGGUUCUCUGCCUGCACGGUCUUGUCACCCUGACAAUGAAUGAGCCUGUCUGGUCUGUUUCUGAUUGAAAUGUGGUUGGCUCACACCAGCUGUUGACUUUGUUCCAGCAUGAUUUCUUCUAAUUCCACCUGUUGUCUGGUUGCAUGCAGCGUUCAGAGGGACCUGUCUGACACGUCUGGAUGACCAACCAACCGAAGAACCAACCCAAGUCAACCCACCCAACGCGACUCCACAAGCCUUCGUUCUCUACACUGAACACAUUCUCUCUGCCUCCUUACAGGUGUCGGUCAGCCCGUCUGUGUCGACUUUCCCAAACCACCUCCAGCAGCUUGGAGCUUCUGUCCUGAUCCAACAUGGCGGCCGGGCUCUGUGGCACCUGGGACAUGGUCAGCAACGUCAACUUUGACGGAUACAUGGUCGCUCUGGGCGUCAGCACCACGCUGAGGAAGGCCGCCGUCAAGCUGAAGCAGAAGAAGGUGAUCGAGGAGAAGGGGGGUGUGUGCUGCAUCAAGACCCUGAGCGCCUUGAGGAACUACACCUGCUCUUUCACCGUGGGACACCAGUUUGACGAGGUCACCAAAGGACUUGAUAACCAGCGUCUUAAGUCUUUGGUGAGGUGGGAGGGGGAGAAGCUGGUGUGUGAGCAGAUUGGACAGAAGCAGAACCGUGGAUGGGCUCACUGGAUCGAAGAUGGCAAGCUUCAGUUGGAGCUGUUUUGUGAAGGACAGGUCUGCAGGCAAGUUUUUAGGAAGAAAGAAAGCGAAAAGGACGGUUCCUGCAAGUCUGAUUCCUGAAGAAAAAAUAAAUCAAUGCACCUGGUGUAUAUUAUACUAGGCUACUCAAUAUGCAGAGGAAGGUCAACAUUUUGUGGUAUUUUUCCUUUCUUUUGACAUCCUUGAGGGAAGCUGUACGGCUAUUGCCUUACAAUAUAUUUUUGAUGUUAUAUAUUUAUUGGCACUAGAUGGCAAUGUUGUUUCAGUUUUUCCCCUGUCUUUUAUUCAGGUAAUCUUGGACACUCUUUUGGUAUGCAUGUCAGACUAAUAGUUAUUUUAUAACAACAUACAAUCUGUUAUAUCAUAUAAUAAAUAUUAUAGCUCUGA